Molecule: messenger RNA, 1023 nt
Organism: Trifolium pratense (red clover)
Lineage: Eukaryota; Viridiplantae; Streptophyta; Magnoliopsida; Fabales; Fabaceae
Product: general transcription factor 3C polypeptide 6-like
Exons: 5
Coding region: 432-827 (131 amino acids)
Biological process (GO): transcription by RNA polymerase III
Cellular component (GO): transcription factor TFIIIC complex
Source: RefSeq, a predicted model, not a curated record
AUUAUGCCCUCACUAACUAUUGAAAAUUACAACAAAACCAAUCUUUAUUUCCAUCCUAUUCCCACGACGCCAUGCCACUCUUCUGUCUGUCACCCUCACGCGACACCUCCACCGCCCACCGCUAGUCACCGCCACUCUCCACCCACCGGAACGGCCAUCGCUUGCUACUGCCACACUCAUGCCGAAACAGCUGUAGCGGUUCUAGCUGCUAAGGAUCACCACAAGAGCCUUAGGUCAUCUCUCUAAACUCUGUCCCGCUCUCAACCGGAAGAAUCUUCAACGGCCGUGGUCGUCUCUGGCGGUCGCGCUCUCACCGGCUCGUGUCUCAAACUCUCAUCAUUCACUGGUUUGCCUCAUUCCUUCUACCACUUUAGAUUUUCAUUUUGCAUGAUCUGUCGGUUUUCACUUCAAAAUUCCAAUUAUAUAGGAAUAUGGAGGAAAAUGCAACACCACAUGAGGAUCAAGAUGAAUAUGUUUUGCUUGAUUUAGAUGGUGUUUAUGGCCUAAUUGAUAUCCCACCAAAUGCAAACUAUGUUCUUACUGGUCUUGAUACUUUAAACCCGGUAUUAAUCAUUGAUGACAGAUUUAAGCUGGUCGGGGAAUAUGAGGAGACUAUCGGAACAUGUAUCGCCUUUUCAGAACAAGAUACACGAGUGGUUCAUGAAGAGACUGAACCAUCUGAAACCAACCUAGUUUCUGGAACAAGACUAAUUGAUUCAAGUCAACCUUCGACAAAACAAGUGAAACCUGUGUGUCAGCUUCAUAAGAUUCUCAAGUUUAAAUUAUCACCUGAUUCUGAAAUUCGCACAGCUGAGGAAGCCAGUUGAAUUUGGAAGCUGAUAUAACAUAUGUACAAAAGAACUCUUUUCAGUUUUUCUUUUUUAAAUGAAUUCUGAUGAUCUGUAUAUUAUGUGAAUUCACAUUUUGCCUAUUUUAAAUGAAUUAUGAUGAUCUGUCAAAAAAGGAGGAUGAAUUGUGAUGACAUGUUAAGAUUGGAAAACAUAAUUCAAUUGGUUGUUAUCA